AGCUCAACUUGCAAGUUAUUAUUAAAUGUUGUCGUGUGGGUAUUGUGCACGACUAAUUGUUGGAUUUAUAAAAUCUCAGAUCAGAUACCAUAUCAUCUUAAUUCAUUCAUCCACAGAGAAAAUUAAGAGUUUGAAAAAAAAUGGGAAAUACAUUUGUAAUUUUGAAGCCAAUGAUUGAUGGUCUAAUGAAAGCUUUUGGAAUGACAUCCCAGUUAGUAGAAAUAGAAGCAGGAACUACAAUGCAUUUUUGGGUUCCAAACAACAAAUUAUCAAAUAAACCUCCAGUUUUAUUUGUUCAUGGAUUUGUUGCCAAUGGAAUUAUGACAUGGCUUUUUCAAAUACUCUCCUUAACUUCAGAUUUCGCUGUCUACCUACCUGAUUUACUUUUCUUCGGAGAUUCCAUCACUACUCGUUCUGAACGAUCAACAACUAUUCAGGCGGAAUUUUUAGCAAAGGGAAUGAUGAAGCUGGGUGUGGAAAAGUUUUCUCUUGUUGGGCUAAGUUAUGGAGGAAUGGUUGGGUUCAAGUUGGCUCAAAUGUAUCCUCACAUGGUUGAAUCUAUGGUUAUGUCAAGCACAAUUAUAGAAAUGACGGCAUCAAUUAGCAAUGCAUCUUUGAAAAAUAUUGGGUUCACUAAUUGGCCUGAUUUUCUUUUGCCUAAAACUGUCUCUGGAGUCAAAGUGCUUCUAUCUAUUGGUUCUCACAAAUUGCCAUGGCUGCCUCAAUUUUUCUACAAGGAUUUUCACGAGGCAAUGUUUAGCAACAGAAAGGAAAAAGUGGAACUUCUUGAAGCCUUAGUAGUCAAUGACAAAGACGCCACUAUUAAGACCCCUAACUACUCUCAGAAAAUUUAUAUUUUAUGCGGAGACGAUGAUAAGAUUUUUAAUAAGACGUUUUCUGAUGACAUGAAAGAGAAGUUGGGAAAAAAUACGACAAUUCAGUAUAUAAAGAAUGCAGGACAUCUGGUUCAAUUGGAGCGACCAUGCACUUAUAAUCAUUAUCUCAAAAAAUUCCUUUCAUCUUCGUGAUGUGAACUCAUGAACAUGUGACAAAAUCGUACAAUAACAAUUUAAGUUAAUUAUUUUGGUGAUGUUAAUCAGUAUUAUUACCUAGAAAAUAAUUGUUAUUAGGUAAUUGUUGGUGUCUUUAAUUAUUGCUUAAAGUAAUAUGCUGUUUUCUUAUAUCGAUGUAUUAA
This is a messenger RNA of Solanum pennellii, 1195 nucleotides long. RefSeq lists its product as uncharacterized. NCBI's taxonomy places the organism in Eukaryota, Viridiplantae, Streptophyta, Magnoliopsida, Solanales, Solanaceae. The transcript has 5 exons. Bases 141 to 1028 code for a protein of 295 amino acids. The record is from RefSeq and is a predicted model, not a curated record. Gene Ontology annotation, molecular function: catalytic activity.